Solea senegalensis (Senegalese sole) is the source of this 3192-nucleotide messenger RNA. RefSeq names its product endoplasmic reticulum protein 44 (gene erp44). The coding region runs from base 103 to 1335 and encodes 410 amino acids. Lineage: Eukaryota; Metazoa; Chordata; Actinopteri; Pleuronectiformes; Soleidae. The transcript has 11 exons. The record is from RefSeq and is a predicted model, not a curated record.
GUUUCCUGCUGCGGUGAGAAUAGCGGCGUCGUAACAGACUGGGAAGACUGAAGAGUACUACCACCACCACCACCACCACCUCAGAAAUAACUCCACUGUACAAUGAAACUGUUAGCAGCAUCUUCCUCUCUGGAAAUCCGCUACGUCACGGUUAUACUGCUGGUGAUAGGCCUUUCAAGUGCUGGUGUAGCAGAAAUCAUCAGUCUGGACUCGGGCAACAUUGAUGAUAUCUUAAAUAAUGCUGGGGUAGCAUUGGUGAAUUUUUACGCCGACUGGUGUAGGUUCAGUCAAAUGCUCCAUCCAAUUUUUGAGGAAUCAUCGAACUCCGUGCGGGAGGAGUUCCCGGACACAAAGCAGGUGGUGUUUGCUCGCGUUGACUGUGACCAACAUUCGGACAUUGCUCAGCGGUACCGCAUCACCAAGUACCCAACAUUGAAACUGUUCCGCAAUGGGAUGAUGAUGAAGAGGGAAUACAGGGGUCAGAGGUCAGUGGUAGCCAUUGCUGACUUCAUCCGGCAGCAGCAGGUCGACCCCGUGAAAGAGCUGAACUCACUGGAUGAGAUUAAAACUCUGGAUAAGUCAAAAAGAAAUAUCAUAGGUUACUUUGAAACAAAGGACUCUGAUGGUUACCACUCAUAUGAAAAAGUUGCCAAUAUUCUGCGAGAUGACUGCACAUUCUCGGCUGCCUUUGGUGCUGUCUCUGAGGCCGAGCGCUUCAGUGGAGACAAUGUGAUCUACAAACCACAGGGCGAAAACGCUCCUGACAUGAUCUACCUCGGCUCACUCUCCAACUUUGACCUGACUUAUGCUUGGACCCAGGACAAGUGUGUGCCUCUGGUCAGGGAGAUCACGUUUGAAAAUGGAGAGGAGCUUACUGAGGAGGGAAUCCCGUUCUUAAUUUUGUUCCAUUUGAAAGACGACACAGAGAGCUUAGAGAAAUUCCAACAUGAAGUGGCUCGUCAGCUCAUCAGUGAGAAAGGGUCUAUAAACUUCCUUCAUGCAGAUUGUGAUAAGUUCCGCCAUCCUCUGCUCCAUAUUCAGAAAACUCCAGCUGACUGCCCCGUCAUAGCUAUUGACUCAUUCAGACACAUGUAUGUCUUUCCAGACUUUAAAGACCUCAAUAUCCCUGGCAAGUUGAGACAGUUUGUGCUGGACCUUCACUCUGGAAAGCUUCACCGGGAGUUUCACCAUGGUCCUGACCCCACUGACAGCACACCUGGACAGGAGGAGACGGGGGUAGAAGUUGCCAGCAGUCCUCCCAAUAGCUCCUUUCUAAAGCUCGCACCCAGCGAGACUCGAUACACCAUCCUCACAAGGGACCGUGAUGAGCUGUGAGCUGUACAGUCUUUCAGUGAUCCUGUGACUCAAUGCCAUGCCCUGGGGUCUGGGAGGGGUUUUUGUGUUGGGACAGGCCAGCGGGACAGAUCAGCAACACCCAACACCCUUACUGAGAAAUGAGGGAGAGAUGGAGAAGAGGACGAUGUUGAUGAAGAAGGAGAAAUAGAGGAGAUGAGAGGAGCACGGCCCAUGACACAACCAUGUUGGAAUAACCUAUAUUUUCAUACGUCUUUCACGUACAGUUUUUAUUUUGGAUUAAAAGGAAUGAAAGAAGGGUAGGUUAAAUAGAAAUGUGUGGGCAGGGGGUUUGGGACAUUUCAGCAUCAAUAGAAGUGUUUUUACUUUCUUUUUUUUUUUGAGCUUGUAAAUAUGUUUGUGCUACAUGGGAAUCUCAUUGUUGGUCUAAAUUAAAUGCAGAGUAUUCUUAAUUUUAUUUUUAUUUUUCAACAUGCUUUCUGACAGGAACCCCAAAAAAAAAAACCCUUUACUCCAGUUGUAUGGUUCGUAUCUGUGGGUCAUCCAGUUCACUCUGAUCGGAGACUAUUAUUUAGUCUCGCCGACCUCAUGGCUGCAUCUCAAUAUGACCAACUUGUAGUAUGAUAAUUUGUAUAGCACAAGUUAAAAAAAAAAUGCCUGUUUGAAGUACCUGUAUCUCCAUAUCUUCGCCACACACAUACACACAGCGUUCUGAAGGAAUAGAAACAUAUACUGAAUAACUUGGUAGGCUUAACAUAAUUUCAGUAACAGGAGAUUGAGACAGAGCUACACCAGCCUAUUGAGAUGCACCCUUUCUCUCCUCUGGUACUAAAUGGUAAUAGAUUAUGAUGUCUCUUAAAGUGCCUGUAGAAAAUGUUCAUCCCCUUGAAUCUUUUUAUAUUUUACCUUCUUACAGCACUGCAACAGAGUGGAUGUAACAAGGUUGUUGUUGUUUUUUUUAUCCUUGACAAAUUAGUAAAAAAUACACCAUCCCCACCAUGAAGCCUGCUGGUGGCAGCAUGAUGUUGUGUCAAGGUUUCUUUGCAGCAGCUUCUGGAGGCUUGUGAUAGUGGAAAAAACCAAAGGGAAGCGGCAAAGAGAAGUGACAUGAACCUCAUACAUACAAGUCAAAUUAACGCUGAAAAAGAGCAACAACAAAACCAACAAUGUUGACCGUACCUAAAAGUAAAUUUGUAAAAUAGAUCCUUCCGUCACAAAUCUGGACAAAAUUAUAUUUGACAUGAAAAUAAUCUUUUCUGCUUGUCGAUGUCAUUCCCCAAAUCAGUUUACAUCCACUGCUAUGAAAUGAUAAAAUGUAAAAAGGUCAAAGGGAAAUGGCUACUUUUCAUAGGCACAAUAUUUGCAUAACAUCAAUUGUGUUCCUGGGAAUCAAAAACGAUGAAAAACGUUUGAAAUGGUGUACUUUAACAUGAUGGUGAAUUUAUGAAAUGGCUUUUUUUUUGCUGUUACCUGUUGUCAAAUGUGUCAUCAUGCUGGGGAACAAAAGAGUUAAAAAAAAGAGUAGACAACAGGGGAAAACCCACGUAAUGAACAGUCUGUCACUUUAUACAAGUCCUCUUAAAACUAGCCUUGUCUCUUUUACUGUCUUUGAGGUUUUUGGUACAAGUCUACAUCUGAGAUCCACUGAAUGGAAUCCUAAAGUGGAGGCCACAUUAAAGAGUAAGGGGAACCAUUGCUAAGUUGGUACUGUCAGCAUCCUGCUCUUCCAUUGAGGCCAACAGAUGCCUGCUUAGUGACAUAUCAGCCCACAUACAGGAGAGCAUCAUCAGGUAGUGUGAUGCCAUUUCUGAACCAGUCAUCUCAGAAGGGGAAGCCGAUGAAAAAAUGAAAAAGUAAAUUAAAAAUCAUUUUACAAGA